Coffea arabica (coffee) is the source of this 2067-nucleotide messenger RNA. The record is from RefSeq and is a predicted model, not a curated record. Lineage: Eukaryota; Viridiplantae; Streptophyta; Magnoliopsida; Gentianales; Rubiaceae.
AACUCGAAGUGAACGGAACAUUGGUAAGAACUCGGAAGUUCCUCUUCGUACAUUGGACAGAGGAAAUUGGACAAACUAACCCCUCAACGGAAAGCUGAAUUACAAGUUUACCGCGCUGACGACCAAACUGUCGUAUUAGCUGAGGAAACUUCCUUCUUCCCUCGUCAUUAUGGUUGUUUGGAAAUCAGAGGAGAGAAGAAAGAAAGAAGAAAUCUGAAAAGGAAAAAGACAGAGGAGAUGAUGAGUAAACGAACUCUGUUAGUAUGGGGAGUAGCAAUCUUGUGUUUUAUAGUUUUAAUGGUUGUCACUCCGAAAAUUCCCCAGUCCGAACAAUACCAUGAUUUUGCUGAUCAGCGUGAAUUCUUUGGUAAAGAUAUCUCUCUAUUUUCCCCCGAAUUUCUUUCUUAAUUUACACCUAAAACCUUUCCUCCUAUGAUUCUUGUCCUGUCGAAUCGUAGGAAUCUGAUGCUUGAGAUAUGCUAAAUUUAGGGCUCCAGCGCUGCUCAAUUUCGUUUUUAUUUUUUGUCUGAUUUUGUAUGUAAACGUUGGUCUGCUCGAGAUUUGUUAUACUUCUAGCUUCAGUAUUCACUGGCAUAAAAAGUUGGAAAGUACGUGUGUUUUAGUAUUUUUGCCUUCAAAUUAUGCACAAAAAAAAAACUCAAGCAGACCUGUCUUUUGCGCAUCCUAGCAUCCAGAUGAGUGCGUCAUGAUUUGUUCCUUACCGGAGAAGCAUUGAAUGGUAUUGAAUAUUUAUCUAGUUUAUUAACUCAUUUUGUUUGGUUAGUGGAAUUUGAGGGGUUGGCUUUAUUCUGGGGCUGUUUGUAUGCACAAGGAAAACUGCAUCGCUGUUGGAGAUGCUCAAAGUACAUGGAUACCGAACAUGCUGAAUGUGGUAUCAAAUUUUCCUUUUUUUGUAAUUGGCGCAAUUGGGCUUAUACUUUGUUAUUAUCGGAACUAUUUCAGGCUAAGAUCACAAGGUGAGCUAUUGGGUUGGACAUGUUUUUUCAUUGGCGUUACAGCUGUUGCUUUUGGAUCCGCUUACUAUCAUCUCAAACCAAAUGAUGCUCGUCUUGUCUGGGACCGCUUGCCUAUGACUAUUGCUUUCACUUCCAUCAUUUCAAUCUUCAUUAUUGAAAGAGUGGAUGAAAAAUGGGGGACUCUAUCAAUUCUUCCUCUGCUCUUGACUGGUAUAGUUAGCAUUCUCUAUUGGUGGUUUUUUGAUGAUCUGCGUCCAUAUGCAUUGGUCCAGUUUGUUCCUUGCAUAGCCAUUCCUUUGAUGACUAUCCUGUUGCCUCCAAUGUAUACACAUUCUUUGUAUUGGUUAUGGGCUGCAGGGUUUUAUGUUAUAGCUAAGGUUGAAGAAGCAGCUGAUAAACCAAUUUACAAAUGGACUCAUCACAUUGUGAGCGGGCAUACUCUUAAGCAUUUAUUUGCAGCUAUGGUCCCUGUCUUCUUGACUCUAAUGCUAAUGAAGAGGGUUAUUGAAACAGAGAGACGAAGUUUGUUCCAGACAUGGCGAAUAUCCUGGACCAAGGUUAAAGGAAAUGGCGAAAAGGUGGAGAAUUAUUCCUGUACUUAUACAAACGUUCCGGUUGAGGAGUCACGGUGUUAACUAUAUGUUUUUCCGGAUUUGUACUUUAAAUGGAACUGUUCAAAUUUCAUUAACGAGUUCCACUAACCAAUUGACUUAUCUAAAAGGGGACAUAUAUGUUCAUGAGAAGUGAUAUUUGCACUCUCCAAUUAGCCUCUAACAUUCCUUGGAGGCAUAUUAUUUAUUGAGUGAAUUGGAGUGCCAGAGGCUAAAAUGGGAGUGCAAAUACUAAUUCCCAAGUCUUGUGUUAACGCAAGCGUUUCAUGUUUCUAGACAUGAAUCCGUGCCUUACAUUCUUGCUAGAUUGCUAGUGUUUCAUGUUUUUAGACACGAGCCUGUGCCUUACAUUCUUGUUAGAUUGCUGUUCAAAUAUUAUUAGUAUCAUUAUUAUUUUAAAAUAGUUGACAGGCAAAUGCUUGUAUAGACUUGGUUGUAGACCAUGUUGUAUAUGCAACAGACACAUGGAUUUUCCUGCA